Pipistrellus nathusii (Nathusius's pipistrelle) is the source of this 1413-nucleotide messenger RNA. Lineage: Eukaryota; Metazoa; Chordata; Mammalia; Chiroptera; Vespertilionidae. The record is from the annotation of a GenBank genome assembly.
AUGCACCCUGUGUCGCCGGCCGCCGCGCAGUACCGCCGCGGGAGCCCGGAGGACGCGCGCCGCCCCGAGGCCCGCCGGGCGCGGGCGCCCCGAGGCCCGGACCCCAACGGCCUGGCGCCCUCUGGAGCCGGCGGCGCCGCGCUGGGCCCGCCCGGAGCCGCCCCGGGGGAGCCGGGCGAAGUGGACAAGUUUAAGGCGAAGUUCCUGACCGCUUGGAACAACGUCAAGUACGGUUGGACAGUCAAAAGCCGGACCAGCUUCAGCAAGAUCUCCAGCGUCCACCUCUGUGGCCGCCGCUACUGCUUUGAGAGCGAGGGCGACAUCCAGCGUUUCCAACGGGACUUCGGGUCCCGCCUGUGGCUCACCUACCGCCGGGACUUCCCGCCCAUCGCCGGGGGCUGCCUGACUUCGGACUGUGGCUGGGGUUGCAUGCUGCGAAGUGGGCAGAUGAUGCUGGCGCAGGGCCUGCUGCUGCAUUUCCUGCCCAGAGACUGGACAUGGACAGAGGGUGCAGGCCUGAGCCCCCCUGAGCCCUCAGGGUUGGCCUCUCCCAACCGGCACCAUGGGCUUGCCCACUGGAAGCCCCCACGCUGGGCCCAGGGCGCCCCUGAGCUGGAGCAGGAACGCCGGCAUCGGCAGAUUGUGUCCUGGUUCGCCGACAACCCCCAGGCCCCCUUUGGCCUGCACCAGCUGGUGGAGCUCGGACAGAGCUGGGGCAAGAAGGCAGGUGACUGGUACGGGCCAUCUCUUGUGGCACAUAUACUCAGGAAAGCUGUGGAGAGCUGCUCAGAGGUCACCCGCCUGGUGGUGUACGUGUCUCAGGAUUGCACGGUGUACAAAGCAGAUGUGGCCCGCCUGGUGGCUAGGCCGGACUGCACAGCUGAGUGGAAGUCUGUGGUCAUUCUGGUGCCUGUGCGGCUGGGUGGCGAGACUCUCAAUCCUGUGUAUGUGCCCUGCGUGAAGGAACUCCUGCGUUCAGAGCUGUGCCUGGGCAUUAUGGGGGGCAAGCCGCGGCACUCGCUGUAUUUCAUCGGCUACCAGGAUGACUCCCUGCUCUACCUGGACCCCCACUACUGCCAGCCCACUGUGGAUGUCAGCCAGGCUGACUUCCCCCUGGAGUCCUUCCAUUGCACCUCACCCCGCAAGAUGGCUUUCUCCAAGAUGGACCCCAGCUGUACUGUGGGGUUCUAUGCUGGCAACAGGAAGGAGUUUGAGACACUGUGCUCAGAGCUGACCAGGGUCCUCAGCUCCUCCUCAGCCACACAGCGGUACCCCAUGUUCACCCUGGCCGAGGGCCAUGCUCAGGACCACAGCUUAGACAACCCCUGCUCCCAGCCAACACUGCAGCACCCUCGCCCUGGGCGGCUCCUCAAGGCCAAGCGCCCCAGCUCUGAGGACUUCGUGUUUUUAUAA